Sebastes umbrosus (honeycomb rockfish) is the source of this 2632-nucleotide messenger RNA. It is a transcript of the gene cyp27b1, whose product is annotated as 25-hydroxyvitamin D-1 alpha hydroxylase, mitochondrial. NCBI's taxonomy places the organism in Eukaryota, Metazoa, Chordata, Actinopteri, Perciformes, Sebastidae. The coding region runs from base 96 to 1640 and encodes 514 amino acids. Gene Ontology annotation, molecular function: iron ion binding; oxidoreductase activity, acting on paired donors, with incorporation or reduction of molecular oxygen; monooxygenase activity. The transcript is spliced from 9 exons. Gene Ontology annotation, cellular component: mitochondrial inner membrane. Gene Ontology annotation, biological process: C21-steroid hormone biosynthetic process; glucocorticoid biosynthetic process; cortisol metabolic process. The record is from RefSeq and is a predicted model, not a curated record.
AGCAGGUUCGUGUGCGUUAUAAAUACUGCCUCCAACCGGGGGAAACAAAAUGAGCACCCGAGACACCCGAAAGAGCCGCGUCCGGCCACCGCUUCAUGAUCACUGCGAGAAGGAUGCUGCAACAAGCUCUGAGAGUGUCCGGCCGCAGCGCCUUCCCGCUGCUCAAGUGGAUGGAGAGAUGGGUCGAGGGCGCUUCAUCAGCAGCCGCCAAACAGAAGCAGCAGGAGGCGGUGGAGGUCAGGAGUCUGGACCACAUGCCUGGACCGUCGGUGGUCAGCUUCGCCUGGGAUCUGUUCGCCAAACGAGGGCUGUCCAGGCUGCACCAGUUACAGCUGGAAGGCGUGCAGCGGUACGGGCCCAUGUGGAAGGCGAGCUUCGGCCCCAUCCUGACAGUUCAUGUGGCCGAUCCAGCGCUCAUUGAGCAGGUGCUGAGGCAGGAGGGCCAGCACCCCAUGCGCUCUGACCUCUCCUCCUGGAAGGACUACAGGCAGCUCAGAGGACACCACUAUGGACUCCUGACAUCUGAAGGGGAGGAGUGGCAGUCGGUGAGAAGCCUCCUGGGGAAGCACAUGCUGCGCCCAAAAGCAGUCGAAGCUUACGAUAAGACCCUGAACGGCGUGGUCAGCGACCUCGUUGCCAAACUUCGCCUUCGCAGGGGCUCCCAGGGCCUCGUCUCCGACAUCGCCAGCGAGUUCUAUCGCUUCGGCCUCGAGGGCAUUUCCUCGGUGUUGUUUGAAUCCAGAAUCGGCUGCCUGGAUGAGGUUGUCCCAGAAGAGACAGAGCGUUUCAUCCAGUCGAUCAACACCAUGUUUGUGAUGACGCUUCUCACCAUGGCCAUGCCCAAGUGGUUACACCAGCUGUUUCCUAAACCCUGGAACAUCUUCUGUCAGUGCUGGGACUACAUGUUUGACUUCGCAAAAGGCCACAUUGACCAGCGUCUGACGGCCGAAGCAGAGAAGGUUGCCCGUGGAGAGAAGGUGGAGGGUCGUUAUCUCACCUACUUCCUGUCGCGGACCGGGCUGCCAUUGAAGACGGUCUACAGCAACGUCACCGAGCUGCUUCUUGCAGGAGUCGACACAAUCUCCAGCACCAUGUCCUGGUCGUUGUACGAGCUGUCACGUCACCCCGAGGUGCAGGCAUCGCUGCGGGAUGAGGUGCUGAGCGUGCUGGAGGGUCGGAGCAUACCGGAGGCAGCAGAUGUGGCCCGCAUGCCUCUCCUGAAAGCCACAGUCAAAGAAGUGCUCAGGUUGUACCCCGUUAUUCCUGCCAAUGCAAGAGUCAUCACAGAGAAAGACAUCGAGGUCGGAGGCUACCUCAUCCCUAAAAAUACUCUGAUCACCCUGUGCCACUUUGCAACAUCACGGGAUCCAGCGGUGUUUACAAAUCCAAAUGAGUUCCAGCCCCAUCGGUGGCUGAACAAGGACCAGACUCACCACCCGUACGCCUCCGUACCGUUUGGCGUGGGAAAACGCAGCUGCAUAGGUCGUCGUAUCGCCGAGCUGGAGCUCUACCUCGCUCUCGCCAGGAUCCUCAUAGAGUUCGAUGUGAAGCCGGACCCAGAAGGGAUUUCCGUGAAGCCCAUGACACGGACGCUACUGGUUCCUGAAAGUGUCAUUAACCUCCAGUUUGUUGAACGAUGACCCACUCUCCUGUGCUGAUCUGUUACAUGAGAGAGAACGCCCGCAGACGGGAGUUAACACAGGAGCCGUGAGCCGGUUGCACGCAGUUAGAGCGGACCUUCAACCUUCGACACGACACGACAAAGGCCAAAGCCCUCCGUACCCGUAACCUAGUGUCGUGAGGAGAAGGACAGAAUGAAUGAAGGAUGAGCAGCGACAACUCAUCACUGAGGCUUUCCACUGGGAGCAGUGUAACUCCAAAUGUAAUACUGUGGGGUUUUUUUUUUUAGACUAAAAUCACCAUCAAGCACUUAUUUGCACAGAAGCCAAGACUGAGCAGUACGUUUCAAUAGACAAUCUUAAAGUGAGCGUGUUGGCCGUAUUUGAAGCUGAUUUUAUAUUUUCGAGUAACCCCUUCCUUAAUCUGAUUAUGACUUGUGAUCGUCUGCGCUUUUAGCUAUAUACAGAAUUUCUUGUGUGUCCUGGUCGUGCAGAUAUUUCAUUUAGUUUCCUGUAUAUAAGUCUGACAUACUCAGUGUGCCAUAAAUUACUCAAGAGUAUUAGGAGAGUCUCAGACUGGCACAUGGAAAUGCUGUUUCUCCAGCUCUUAUUGAGUGCUGCAGGAAUGAGUCCUAAAUGAGUUAGCAUUUUAGCACUUCUGGUUCCCUUGUCUAGAAGUCAAUGGGUUUUUAGUUGGAUGCCUGAAAUAAGGUCUGUGGUUAACACAAGCUGAAGAGAUUUUAACAUUUUGUUCUACACUAUAAAAUACAUCAAUAAAUAACCCUCUCUUGAAUUUUGAAGCUUUUACGUUAAACUAACAAGUGGCUAAAUGAGUCUACUAAACUCCAUCACGCCGACUCGCCCGCCUCUACAGCCUUGUUGAGUAUACUUGCGCUCAUGCGACUGUGGUGUAGUAUGUUUAUAGCCUAACGUUAGCUUUUUACUUCUGGCGAUUGCAUUUACACUUCAAAAAUCAUAAAAGUGGUGUUCAUUUGUAAAGAUUAUCUUUCAGA